Molecule: messenger RNA, 10192 nt
Organism: Eleginops maclovinus (Patagonian blennie)
Lineage: Eukaryota; Metazoa; Chordata; Actinopteri; Perciformes; Eleginopidae
Gene: syngap1b
Product: synaptic Ras GTPase activating protein 1b
Exons: 22
Coding region: 192-5060 (1622 amino acids)
Biological process (GO): regulation of GTPase activity
Source: RefSeq, a predicted model, not a curated record
AACCAACGUGUUUGUACUCCAGUAGAAUCCAACUUUAAAGUUUUAAACAAUCAUUAUCACUUCCGGAUGCUGUCAACAGUAGUCAGCAGUUAGAAUGUUUUCAACAGAUUUAUUUAUAAUUUGGUUCUCCGUUACUUCUGAGCACCGAGGGACCGCCGAGACGCAAAGCCUACGUUCAAUGCCGUUGGAACAUGUCCUAUGUUCCCUUUCAAGAUGCAAGGUGUGCCGUCCCCCCCUCCUAUCAUCAUCACCAUCAUCGCUCCCAAGCCCACUCCUUCCACGCUCCCUCGUACGACCGUCCCGUUCACGAACGUCCCAACUACGACCGUCCGCCCCUCAACCGUCCUUCCUUCAACCGUCCCUCGUUCAACCGUCCCUCGUUCAACCGUCCUUCUUUCGACCGCCCAUCGUUCGACCCUCCCUCGUACAAACUUCCCUCGCAAGAGCGUCCCAUCUACGAGCGCCCCUCACACGACCGUUCAUCCCACGACCGCUGGAACCCCCAUCUCAGUGUGAGCCCCGGAAAUCAGAGCUACAUGUUGGACCAGGAGGAGGUACACCCUUUGCUGAUGCGCGAGAGGCGCUCAGAGUCUCACAGGAACAAGCUGCUGCGGCGGACAGUCAGCGUUCCUGUUGAGGGACGGCACCAUCCCGAGAUGGAUCAUCGAGCCCGGCGGAAGAGCAUAGCCACUGGGAAGCAGCCCAGCAUGGAGAUCCCUCCCAGUGCCCCAAUUCAACCCUUCCGACAAUCCGUGAGUAACCCUCCCUGUUCCCGGCCUCGCUCGCUGCCCCCGACCCUAUCUCUCUCCCUCCUCCCGUCUCCCGCCCUGGGCCCGCCACACUCCUGUUGUCGCAGGGCCAGCGGGACCCCGCCUUACCCUUUCCCCCUCUCCCUGGCUGUCGCCCCAUCACAUACCCUUGACCGGCAGAAGCAGAAAAAGGGCUCCAAAAAAGGGCCGGGCACGCCCCCCUUGCCCCGCUCGCUGCCCAUCUCCCUGUGCUCCUCCCUAUCCCUCACUCUGCCCCACUCGCCUGCCUCCUUGUCCUCUACCUCCCCCUUUUUGUACUGGGGCGGAGACUGGAGGGCUGCCAGUUCGAGUCCAGUGGCAGGAGGGACGUUUAUUUCACCACUGCCCCCCGUUGAGAGCUUUCUCAGCAGAAGGUUGAAGGGCUCGAUCAAGAGGGCUAAGAGUCAGCCCAAACUGGACCGAACCAGCAGUUUCCGCCACAUGAUCCUCCCCCGCUUCCGCAGUGCCGACCAAGACAGGACCCGUUUGAUGCAGAGCUUCAAAGAGUCCCACUCCCAUGAGUCCUUGCUGUCCCCCAGCAGCGCUGCCGAGGCGCUGGAUCUCACCCUGGACGAGGACGCUGUUAUCAAACCUGUCCACUCGAGCAUCCUGGGACAAGAGUACUGCUUUGAGGUGACUACGGCAUCGGGAACCAAGUGCUUUGCGUGUCGCUCAGCUGCAGAGAGAGACAAAUGGAUCGAGAACCUGCAGAGAGCUGUCAAGCCCAACAAGGACAACAGCCGGAGGGUGGACAAUGUGCUCAAACUGUGGAUCAUCGAGGCCCGCGAGCUUCCAGCCAAGAAACGCUACUACUGCGAACUAUGUCUGGACGACAUGCUGUACGCACGCACCACCAGCAAACCCCGCACCGAUACCGUUUUCUGGGGCGAGCACUUUGAGUUCAACAACCUGCCAGCUGUCCGCAACCUACGCCUUCAUCUAUACAAGGAGACAGACAAGAAGAGACGCAAGGAAAAGAGCACAUACUUAGGACUCGUCAGCAUCCCCAUCUCAAGCAUCACUGGACGUCAGUUUGUGGAGCAGUGGUACCCAGUAAUCCAGCCCAGCGUCCUCACAAAGGGAGCCGGUGGCGGGGGCGGGAAGAUCAUCAACGCAUCCCUACGCCUCAAAUCACGCUUCCAGACCAUGAACAUCCUGCCCAUGGAACUGUACAAGGAGUUUGCAGAGUACGUCACCAAUAACUACCGCACCCUGUGUGCAGUGCUGGAGCCCGUGCUGAGUGUCAAGAGCAAAGAGGAAGUGGCCUGUGCAUUGGUGCAUAUACUGCAGAGCACAGGAAAAGCUAAGGACUUCCUGUCAGACAUGGCGAUGUGCGAGGUAGACAGAUUCAUCGACCGAGAACACCUUAUCUUCAGAGAGAACACUCUGGCCACCAAAGCCAUAGAAGAGUACCUCAAACUGAUCGGACAUAAGUACCUCAAGGACGCUAUAGGGGAGUUCAUAAGGGCCUUGUAUGAGUCAGAGGAAAAUUGCGAAGUGGACCCCAUGAGAACCCCACCCUCUGUGCUCCCCGACCACCAAGCCAAUCUCCGAAUGUGCUGUGAACUAGCACUCUGCAAGAUCUUUAACUCCCAUUGUGUUUUCCCUCGAGAGCUAAAGGAAGUGUUUGCCUCAUGGAGAGUGCGUUGUGCUGAAAGAGGUCGGGAAGACAUCGCUGACCGUCUCAUCAGUGGUUCCCUCUUCUUGCGCUUCCUGUGUCCUGCCAUCAUGUCCCCAUCGCUCUUCAACCUCACCCAGGAGUAUCCCGAUGAACAGACGUCUCGUACACUCACCCUUAUCGCCAAAGUGGUGCAAAACCUGGCUAACUUCUCCAAGUUUGGCAAUAAAGAAGAGUACAUGUGUUUCAUGAAUGAGUUUUUAGAGACGGAGUGGGGCUCCAUGCAGCAGUUUCUGUAUGAGAUCUCCAACCUGGACAGUGUGAGCAAUGCGGGCGGCUUUGAGGGAUACAUCGACCUGGGCAGGGAGCUGUCCAUACUGCACAGUCUCCUCUGGGAUGUCAUCGCUCAGCUCAGCAAGGAUGCCAUCAUCAAACUGGGUCCCUUACCCCGCCUCCUGAAUGACAUCAGUAUGGCCUUGCGUAACCCUCACCUCCAGAGGCAGCCCAGCCAUCAGACAGACAGGGUGGUGGAGCGGCAGGCAGACAGGCUGCUGUCCCGGCCCAGCUUCAACAGGGGCAUCUCGUCCGAGUUCCAAACUGUCAUGAUGAGGGAUCUGAAUAGCUCUAUAGAUAUCACUCGCUUGCCUUCCCCCACCUCCACCGGAGGGGUCAUGCCAUCCCGCUCCCAGAUAAAUUUCCAGGACCGUGACCACCUCCAUCGAGUGCCCUCCAAAGACAUGUUUUACGUAUCCCGUCCUCCCUUGGCCCGAUCCAGCCCGGCCUACUGCACAAGCAGCUCGGACAUCACAGAACCAGACCCUAAGGAUUCCCGAAUGAACAGCGUGUCUAACCUGCAGUCGGUGGACAUGCUCAACUCCUCCCAGGCCUCCAUCGCCGGCAUGGGCAGCUUCGGGGGGCUGAGCAGCGGAGGCGGUGGCGGCCUGGGGUCCGGCCUGAGCAGCCAGCUGCGGGCCGGUGGGAGGUUGUCAGCUGGCUCUGGCGGCUCCAGCAUGUCCGGCGGCCUCCGGCUGAGCCAGCUGAGCCAGAUGGGCAACACCACCGACUCGCUAUCCCAGCAGCAGCAACAGCAGGCCGCCGCCAUGCGCUACCCGCUUUCCUUCCAGAAUCCCCUCUUUCAUCUGGCGACUGCUGAUGGGCCCCAACAGCAACAGCUCCACCAUCAGCACAGCCGGGCUCCACCGCCAGCGCCCCUGCUCCUGACCCCAGAGCCCGAUCCCUCUCACCCGACCUACAUGCCACAGUUCGCCCAUGGGGGGUUCUCUCGCAGCGAGGACCUGUCUACCCUCAGGACCAGGGACGGUCACCUGGGCCAACCCAGCAUCAUCCACUCACACAGCUACAGCGACGACUACAGCAGGGCUGACUACGGACGCAGGCAGAUGUCCAUGCAUGUGCAGGAUAACCUCCAACCACAACAACAAAUGAUGGGUAUGGCCAACCAGACAGGAACCUCCCACUCCUCCCUGGCCGCCACGCCCCCAUCCACAGUCCAACCCGUGCGUCAGAGUUCUGUCGCCCCGCCUCCCACCCAGCGCGUCAGGUCCCAGACGUCGCAUCAGCUGUCCGUCAGUGCAGCUGCUGCACCUGCUGCUCUGGCAAAGACACGGCCACCGAGCGGGAAUCUCCUCCAGUCGCCGGAGACGGGCUACGCCGGCCGGCAGCACGGGCCACGGCAGCUGUCUGUCAAAGACAACACCGCCCCGGGUCUGCCCCACCAGCAGAGCUCUGUCAGGGAGAACCAGAGUCCGCAGGGAACCACCAGUCAGAGUGCUCAACAGUCACCACAGCAGCAGUCUCAGCACCUGCUCAAACCCACCAUGAGCAAACAGGGCUCCCAGACUCCAUCCACUCUCAAUCCCCCGACCCCAGCCAAUGAACGAACAGUGGCCUGGGUCUCCAACAUGCCUCAUCUGUCGGCUGAUAUUGAAAGUUCGCGGAUUGACCGUGAAGAGUUCAAACUGAAGGAGUACUCAAAGAGCAUGGAUGAGUCACGCAUGGACAGGGUAAAGGAGUACGAGGAGGAGAUCAACUCCCUGAAGGGCCGCCUGAUGAUGUCCCACCAAAAGCUGGAGGAGUACGAGCGGAGGCUCCUCACGCAGGAGCAGCAGACCAAUAAGAUCCUCCUACAGUACCAAAAUCGACUCGAUGACAGUGAGAGGAAGCUACGGCAACAACAAGUGGAGAAAGACUCCCAAAUUAAAGGAAUAAUUAGCAGACUCAUGGCUGUGGAGGAUGAGUUAAGGGGAGGACCCGUGAUUGAGCCAAAAACCAGGAUUUUCCCUGAUCAGGAAAACCAGCUUUCCUCCCUGGGUUCAGCAGACCCCGGUGUGAGAACUGAAGGUGGAGGGGGAGGUGGAGGUGGAGGAGGAGGAGGAGGAGCGCUAAACGACGAACAAGGCCUCCAAGUUUCUUCCUCGGGCAUUUCCUCUGACAGCUCGCCCCACAAUGGAGUCCUCCCCCAAACUGUAAACCCUCCCUCUCUGCCCACUCCUCAUCAACAUCCUAGUCAGAAUGGAGAGCUCCCUGGCAACCAAACAUCCUCCCCCAUGACAACCUCACAGGCAACUGGAACCACGGCAACAGCAACUACAGUCAUAGCAGAAGAAGGGGGAGUAGGUCAAACACAACACUGAGCCAAAUCAGAGAGAGGUGACACACAGCUGCCCUCGCCUUUUCCCCAUUUAGACAAUUUAAACCAAUGCCCUGAAAAUUAUCCACUGUAGAUAUUCUUAUUCCCGUGGCAAGAGAGAGAAGAAAAAGUGUGCAGGAGACGAGUCGUAAUCAUACAGUUACUGUACAGUGCAUAUCACAUGAACACACAACACAAAGGGCUCUUCACUGGACACUUGUUCUCUUGAUGCUCACAUGGAGCUUCAGUAAGUAUCGGUCUUGCAGGACAAGAUAACGAUACCUUAUCACGUAACUCUUAGAAUUUGUCAAACAAAGCUUUUGACAUACAAGUCGAGAUGUGAACACCUGCUCUGUGCACUCAUUGCCCGGCUGUGGCUUCAUGAGAAAUUAAUACAUGUAAACAACAAGCACUAUAGAAUGUCUUGCAACCCAAAGACUUCAUAGUAGCCAUUAGCAAGUGCUAUAAGCUAGCUUAUAGUAGCCCUUGACUCCCGUGGAUGUAGUAGGUGCGUUAAUUUUACCUAUCCUGAACACGCCAGGCUGCAAAUUGUGUAGGUAGAGAUGUGGUAGUCUGGCUUUCUUAGUGCCUUUGAGUGUUUUUCAACAGGGUUUUCCAAUAGAGAUCUGAUACAGAGGUAACAGAUGGAGAUACAAGUUAGCUUUGCUAGUAACAGGAUUGAUCUUUGGGCUGAAAACUGAGAGUCAAAGUCACAAGAUCAAGCGUCUUAGAGGUUUGAGUGACGGAAGACUUUUUGGGGAACUUUUUUUGGGACUUCUUGUUUUUUUUGGACUGAGCUUUUGCAAUUUUUCUCUUCUCAAUCUCAGAACCGAUAUGUGAUAAACUGGUGCUAAACAGAAACAAAUGGUGCCAUUUUCCAGGUCAAAUGUUUGUGUCUGCCAUAGCACUGCCUCUUUCAUGAUUCACUCACUGUCUUUUCUCUCUUUCUCUCUCCUGCGAUUUGUCUUUGACAGGACUUUAAUGCUCCAGUAUGUCUUCUAUGUGUCUUUGUCUUUGUUUUUUGUGCAUCCUGUUGUGUUCUUAUGUCCAAAGGGAUUGUCUGGGUUUCCAUAUCUGUGUUUUAGAAGCGCACUCCUCCAAUCUCUGGUUUUAUUCACAGUUAAUGAAAGCAGCUCCAGGCUCAAAUUUGAUGGAUUAUCUAUUGAGCGGGUUAUUUCAUAUUUGUAAAGACCCAGCCCCAAAGUGCUCAAUUUUCACAGAGAACUAAUACUAUUAACAUUGAAUGAAGUUCCUUUGAAUGAAAUGGAUGAAUGACGUUUUAAGGUUAUUUUCUGUUAAUAAGUGUUGGUCCAUUGUUUUCAUAUAAAGAACAUAAACGGUGCCAUUUAUAUUAGUAUAGUAUCUAAAACAUUAUUAAGUACAUUAAAACAUUUAAAAAGAAAAAAAUUCAGAGCUUUCACCAAAACUAAUUAUGCAGCUUAAUCAUUGUCUCCUUGGGUUUUGAUUUAGGUUACAUUUAUCAGCUUUUAUUACACACAAUGCCACUGUUGCAUGAUACUAUUAUCUUGUGUGAAAAGACCAUUUCAACCAUUUAGGUUUGCCUGCCAUGAAGUGCCUGGGAUACAUAUAUUGAGCAUCCUUUGGCCAGUAGACUAGCUAGUCAUCGACCAAAUGUACAUAAUAAUGCCUUGCUUAAGAAAAUAAGACAUCAAUAUAUAGCACCCCUGAUGCUUGAAAUAACGUAUUUAUUUGUGUAGUUUCCAUAAUAUGAAGUUUAAAACAAAAGAGUGGCAUCUAUUUCUAAAACCGUUUUAUAACAGCAUUCAAUUAAAAGACGUUCAGAGUACAUUUUAAGAUUAAUGUAUGAUGUGUUGAUGAAAUGAACUCUUCAGUUGUCAUGUGUCAAAUGCUUAAAACCCAAGUCUUUGAAAUGUUUGUAUUGUGUUUCCAUAUUGCUUCAUUUUGUGUAUGAACUGUCUGUUGUAAGUUUUGUCUCGAUGUAAACUUGUUUUUGUCCUUGUAGCCUCGCACACUGGUGUCACUCUAAAACAACUCAGCUUGUUUAAACGUGCAGGUUGAAGAGUUGAAGAGUCUCACAUCAGCUUUGUGCCAGCCAUUUUUUUUUUCUUCACUUUUAGGGUGAACAAACUACUUUUCAGUGUCAGAGAUCAGCGCUAGCACUUUGUAGGCAAAUGCUAGUGGAUUAGCUUAAAUUCAUACUCUCAAUGAAUGUUUAACUGUUGAACCACAAAAUGUUAAUAAUGCUAGCAGGGGAAGAUUGUCUUCUAUUUAGACAGCUCGUAGGGCUACUUUUUCUUGUGAAAUUACUUGUGUGUAAAGAAUGUUGGAUUUAAAAGCGCUCUAGGUUUGAACGUCACUAUCUUUUCAGAGAUGUGAGAUUAUCCGUGAUUGAGAAAUUAACAUUGCUGUGAAAAUACCUCAGUGACUCAGGUAAACAAGCAGUUGCCUCAGAGCUGAACACAAAAACUAUAUAAAAGAGAUGAGUCCAGCUUUGGAAAGACUGCCACCAUGCAGAUACUCGGUCUCAAGCUAUGCUUCAAUAGCACCUGAUCAAGCACCCUCCCCCGUUUCUUCUCUCUCUCUGUCUACCCUUUUUUUCUCCCCCCAGCCACUCUCAAAGCUUCAUGGAGGACAAUGUGGAACGUAAAUGGCUGAUGCACCAUCGGCAGUCCGCAGGGUGGCAUAGCCAAAUGUCCAGAGCCCUCUCUCGUGACGCGAUUGGCUGACAAAGGGAGAACUUGGGGCAUUGGUCCCAUUCUCUUUGCUCAAAGGAUGGUGCAGAGCCCCAGCGGACCAUGUAAGGAAAUGCUGGGUUUUUUCUUUUUUUUUUUUUUACUUUACUUGGGCUCUCUCUCUCUCUGAUUUGAUAACAAGAUUUUUUAAAUGUGUUUGACGCCUCGGGUUGGAUCUACAAUUCACUUUUAAAAGGUAGGCUGGACACAUAUUGGUGUUUGUUAGCCUGCCGAGCAUGCAAAGAACAGCUAUGCAGUCUGAUCAAGCAAAACGGAGGAACACAAAUGCCAAGGAAGGCGUGUUGCCCAAAAAUGAGAGAGAGGGGAGGUGUAUUAUGGGUAUGAUGUAUUUCAAAGGUGCUUGACUUCUCUUCAAAUUCAGUCAAAGCUGAUUUACUUUCAGAGCAUUUAUUUAUCUCAAUCUCUCUCUCUCUUAUAGUCUUUUCAAAUUACCCUUUGACUCCUCUUCAUCUACUCACUCUUUAUCUAUGAAGGAUUCUCAAAGCAUUAUUUAACCACUUCAUUUUUAUUCCGAUUUAGACACACUUGGUCUCUUUCUUUAUUCAUAGUUUUCCGUUGGAUCUCUUUCCGACUUUGAGUUUAGAUGAAACUAAAUAUGCACAGCCUAAUACAACAAAUGAAACUGCUUCAGAACAAAACUCUUGCUUCAAUGAAGACUUUGAAAAACCGGACAGAAUGUUAUUAUUUAUAUUUCUAUGAUAUUGCUUAUUCUUACAAUAGUAUUUAAAAAGAACUCUUCGUCAGAAAUCUUCCGGAGCAGAUAUUUAUUUCUUGAUAAAGAUAGAUGCCUCUAUCUAAUGGAAGUUCAUAAAUAAUCCAUUUUAUAUGAAGCAAGUAUUCUUACUCAGACAAUCUUGUGGAGAGUAUCGUUGCCCUAAAGGACUGUGAAGAAAGGGACAAACUUGUGUUUUACCUACUCCCCUCGCAGCAGUUUGCACGUUGCUGUGACCUGUGCCCCCCCACCCGCCUUCCUGUUGGUUAUAAUCAUUCGAAACAAAAAAAGAAAAAGUGGACGGAUGUUUCUCGCCCAACAAUCGCCAUGGAGCUCUCCAUUUACGGACGAUGUGAAAGUCUUCGAUGAGGACAUUCUUAUUGUUUUGUACUCCACUUUCAAAUAUCUGUCUGUAGAGUUUAACCGAGCAGAGGAUGAAAUCUUGGUUUCAGUGUGGCCUCAUUUUUGCAGUCAAAUUGCUGUAAAACUCCCCAUUCAUUUCAAUGGAUGGACCCCAUUGACACCGGUCUGAGUUGAAAUCCCUGCCACUCGCACUUAUGACUGAACCGACGACAGAGAGAGAUAUGUUAGAGGUCCUGCUGAAACGAGUGAAUGUGUUUGUACAAAAGUGUGUGUACUGGCUAAAUCUUUGUGUAUAUACUGGAUAAAUGUGUAUAUAUGGUAUGUCUAUGUGUAUAUACAGUUUGUUUCUAUAUGCAGAGUGUACAGUUAUUUUUCCUCUAAUGUUUCUCUCUCUUUCUAUGACUAGGUCUUCUCAAGUCACCAAUACUGAGGCAUGGAAAGGUUUUUAAAUGUACUGAGCUAUCAGAGGCACUUAGGGCACAGACUUAGAAUACCAGCCAGGUCUGUCACUUAGUUGCAUUCUUAAAGCUCUCACACAAGAAGUUACUCACAUAAUCUUAAGCUUGCACUCAUUUUCUGACCAACUCAAAAGCUUUUCUAAGUAGAUUUGGGUGACCAAGCAAUGUUUGUACAUAUAUAGACUAAGACAAUUUUUCCAGAGACCUCCAUCUGCAUUUCUUUGAAAAUUCUCGACCUGUUUUGAGUUCUUACGUAUCUGACUUUCACUUUAGGUUCCUAUGGUAUAUGUUUGCAACGGUUGUCAUUCAGAGUUAUAUAUUUAUUCCGACAACCCUUAUAUAUUUCUUGAAAUUUUGUUCCCCAAAUUCUGCCUUUCAUGGAGCCCUCUAACCUUUCGUUAAGAUUUGGUUAGACUGGCAAAACCUUCCAUGAAAGUAUACUGUCAUUACCUAACACUGCUUGUUUUUGUAUAGGUCCUUACUAAAUAAGUGUGCCUCCCCCCUUAUACUCUAACUAACCAUAGCUCCAUUUAAUCCUCUGGUCACUCAUCUUCAUACCCCUUGACAAGCCAUAGCCCCCCCCCACCCCCACCCCCCCAAAAAAACUCCUCUAUUGUUGUUUUGACAGGACAGACAUUUGGGGAUUUUGUGUAUAUUAAUGGAAGAGUGGUGUUGAAGAGUGUAUUGCAGUUGUAUAUGGAUUUGUUAUGAAUGUGGAUAUUCUGAUAUCAUUGAAUUAUUAUUGUAAUAAUGAUAAUAAUUAUUGCCACUUUGAUUUUGUUGAUUGAUUAAGAUGCCAUUGUUCCUUCUUUUUUUUUUUUUGGAAUACACCGGAAAUUAUAUUUUUCGGGUGGGUGAAUCUGGAGAU